Messenger RNA from Linum tenue, 714 nucleotides. NCBI's taxonomy places the organism in Eukaryota, Viridiplantae, Streptophyta, Magnoliopsida, Malpighiales, Linaceae. The record is from the annotation of a GenBank genome assembly.
AUGGAACCCUCAUUUUUCAACUUCCAAAACUCCGGCUUCUCCUCCUCGGAAUCCUCAGACUUCGGAUCCCCGGACCAAUUCUCCAGCCAAUCCUCCGACCAAACCCCGCCGCCGCUACCCUUCAACGAAAACGACUCGGAUGAAAUGCUCCUUUUUGGCCUCAUCUCCGCCGCAGCCAGCUGCUGCAGCAGCAGAGCCACGGAGGCAAUGAUCAAAGAAGAGGAAGUCAGCUCAGCCGCCUGCGAGGCAUCACCGCCCCCGCCGCCGAAGAAAGAGAAGUCGUUCCGCGGGGUGAGGCGGCGGCCGUGGGGGAAAUUCGCGGCGGAGAUAAGGGAUUCUACUCGACAUGGAGUCAGAGUUUGGCUGGGGACAUUCGACAGCGCGGAGGCUGCGGCGCUGGCGUAUGACCAGGCGGCAUUUUCGAUGCGGGGAGCCGGGGCGAUACUCAAUUUCCCGGUGGAAAAGGUGGCGGAGUCGCUGGAGGACAUCGAUUGCAACCUCCGGACGGCGGUGGCGGAGGAAGGGUGCUCGCCGGUGAUUGCCCUAAAGAGAAAGCACUCGUUGCGGCGGAAAAUGAUCGGAAAAGGGAAGAAAGAUAGAGCUCCUCGUCAUCAUUUGAAUAUGGUGGUGCUGGAGGAUUUGGGCGCCGAUUACUUGGAGGAGCUGUUGAUGACUACUUCCGAUUAUACGGCAACCAGUAAUCCUAAUUGGUAA